Messenger RNA from Calypte anna (Anna's hummingbird), 5877 nucleotides. It is a transcript of the gene MCF2L, whose product is annotated as MCF.2 cell line derived transforming sequence like. Gene Ontology annotation, biological process: intracellular signal transduction; positive regulation of Rho protein signal transduction. Gene Ontology annotation, molecular function: protein binding; guanyl-nucleotide exchange factor activity. Bases 77 to 3727 code for a protein of 1216 amino acids. The record is from RefSeq and is a predicted model, not a curated record. Lineage: Eukaryota; Metazoa; Chordata; Aves; Apodiformes; Trochilidae. Gene Ontology annotation, cellular component: cytoplasm; extrinsic component of membrane. The transcript has 33 exons.
UGCAAUUUUUGAAGAGCUGAUUUUUUUUUCAUUUCAUUUGGUGAAUAACUUGGUGAAGACAGAGGGCUACACAUCCAUGUCUCAACGCCGCUUUUUCAGGGAAGGACAUGAAAGUCAUUUUAGGAUCCUACCAAGAUUCAUCCAAAUCCUGCAUGGCAGACGGCACUCACGGAAUAACCAACGCCAAAUAUGCUCUGAUGAAAUCAUGCAUCAGGAUAUCAUUCCCCUCUACGCUGCUGAUAUUCAGGACCAGUUAAAGAAACGAUUUGCUUACUUGUCAGGUGGAAGAGGGGGAGAUGGAUGCCCUGUUAUCACCUUUCCGGACUAUCCAGCUUUCAGUGAGAUUCCUGAGAAAGAGUUCCAGAAUGUCCUGACCUACCUGACAAGCAUCCCAAGUUUACGAGAUGCUGGAAUUGGAUUUAUUCUUGUCAUAGAUCGCAGACAGGACAAAUGGACCUCUGUGAAAGCUUCCAUACUGCGGAUAGCAGCAUCUUUCCCAGGAAACCUUCAGCUAGUCCUUGUUCUGCGCCCAACGGGAGUUUUUCAUCGAGCUCUCUCAGACAUUGCUUUCAGAUUCAACAGGGAUGAGUUUAAAAUGAAAGUACCUAUCAUAAUGCUGGGCUCAGUGUCAGAACUGCAGGGUUACAUUGAUAAAACACAAUUAACAGAAGAUCUUGGUGGCACCCUGGAUUACUGCCAUAACAGAUGGCUGUCCCGUCGCACUGCUAUAGAAGGUUUCGCCCAAAAGGUUAAGGAAACAGCUCAGAUUCUUCAGUCCUUUGGGACUGAGCUGGCUGAAACAGAGCUACCAAAUGAUGUGCAAUCAACCAACUCUCUUCUUGCAACACACACAGAAAAGAAGAACAAAAUGAAGGAGGACAUCAGGUUAGCGGUAGAACAGGGCGAUGAUAUCCUUGGAAGUAUUACAAAACCAGUUACUGAGAAUCCUGAAUACAAACUGAAUCAAGAUCAGCUAGACAAUCAAACAACAGUAGAAAGGCUUCUGGCUCAAUUACAUGAAACAGAGAGUGCCUUUGAUGAGUUUUGGAUUAAGCAUCAGCUAAAACUUGAGCAGUGCCUGCGCCUUCGGAAUUUUGAACAGAAUUUCAGAGAGGUCAAAGCAGCUUUGGAUACUGCAUCUGAGAGACUGUCUGCCUUCACAGAUGUGGGAAAUAGCUUUUCACACGUGGAGCACAUUUUGAAAGAUCUUGCCAACUUUGAAGAAAAAUCAUGUGAAAUUAUAGCAAAAGCCAGAAUGCUAGCCUCAGAGGGUGAUGACUUUAUUCAAAGCAAUCAUUAUGCUGUGGAUUCCAUUAUUCCAAAAUGCAGUGAACUUCAUCAUCUCUGUGAUGCCUUCGCUACUGAGACAGAGCAGAGACGGAAUCUUCUUAACAAAUCUUUAGAACUGCAUGGCUUACUAGAAAAGUCUAUGAAGUGGUGUGAUGAAGGAAUUUAUCUGCUAGCUUCACAGCCAGUGGAUAAGUGUCAGUCUCAGGAUGGUGCAGAAUCAGCAUUACAGGAGAUCGAGAAAUUUCUGGACACUGGUGCAGGCAACAAAAUCAAGGAGUUGAAUAAAAUUUACAGAGAGUAUGCACACAUCCUCAAUGAGGACCUAAAGGAGCAUGUGCAAAAAGUUUACCAGAAGCAAGAAAGUAUGGAAGAAAUGUUUCAAAAGAGACAAGUAAGUCUUAAGAAACUGGCAGCUAAGCAGACACGUCCUGUUCAGCCAGUUGCACCAAGACCUGAAGCCUUUGUAAAAUCUCCUGGUACCUCUCCAUGUCUUCAAAGAGAAUACAUAUCCAACUCAGACAGCAGUGCACUUCGAAGGGGAAACUACAGAAGAGGAAAGAGUGAAAUGACUGAACAGCAUCAAAGCAGAGGAGGAUCUACAAUGGAUGAUGAAGAAAACCUAGCUGUGUUACGGCAGCAUGUGAUUAAUGAACUUAUUGAGACUGAAAGAGCAUAUGUGGAAGAACUUCUCUGUGUUCUUGAGGGGUAUGCUGCAGAGAUGGACAACCCCCUAAUGGCUCAUCUCAUUUCACCAGAACUCCAAAAUAAGAAGGAUAUCUUGUUUGGAAAUAUGGAAGAAAUUUAUCACUUCCACAACAGAAUAUUCUUGAGAGAACUAGAAAACUACAUAGAAUACCCAGAACUAGUAGGACGGUGCUUUCUGGAUCAGAUGGAAGAUUUCCAGAUUUAUGAAAAAUACUGUCAAAAUAAACCUCGAUCUGAAAGUUUGUGGAGGCAGUUUUCAGAUUCUGUAUUCUUUCAGGAAUGUCAAAGAAAACUUGAUCACAAGCUCAGUUUGGACUCAUACUUGCUGAAACCCGUUCAAAGAAUAACCAAAUACCAAUUAUUGCUGAAGGAAAUGCUCAAAUACAGUAAGAACUGUGAAGGUGCUGAAGAUCUUCAGGAGGCAUUAACAUCUAUACUGGGUAUUCUCAAAGCAGUCAAUGAUUCUAUGCACCAGAUAGCCAUUACAGGCUAUGAUGGAAACCUGAAUGAGCUAGGCAAGCUUUUAAUGCAGGGGUCCUUCAAUGUCUGGAUUGAUCACAAAAAGGGUCACUCAAAGGUGAAAGAUUUGGCGCGUUUCAAGCCAAUGCAGAGACACCUCUUCCUCCACGAGAAAGCAGUGCUCUUCUGUAAAAAGCGAGAAGAAAACGGAGAGGGAUACGAGAAAGCACCUUCCUACAGCUACAAACACUCCUUAAAUAUGGCAGCUGUUGGAAUAACAGAAAAUGUCAAAGGUGAUGCAAAAAAAUUUGAAAUCUGGUAUAAUGCAAGGGAAGAAGUUUACAUCAUACAGGCACCAACCCCUGAAGUGAAAGCUACUUGGGUAAAUGAAAUAAGAAAAGUGCUGACGAGUCAACUGCAGGCAUGCAGAGAAGCUAUCCAGCACAGAACACUAGAACAAACACAGAGUUUACCUCUACCAGCAUCAUCUUGUGCAAGUCCCUCACGGAACCACAUCAGAAACACCAAAAAAAUGGAUGAGAAAAAAUCUGAUCUCACCAGUCCAGAAGGUUAUGGCACCACAGCAGCACCAAAGUAUCCUGAGAAAGGCAAAGAUGACACUAGCUCUACCUCAGAAUGCUCUGCACUGUCAAAAAAGCCCUUUACACUGCAGGGCUUUACUAACCUCAAAAGUCAGAAAGAAACUCCAUCUUCUGCUAAAAGCCAGACAUUGCCAAUGAUCCUUCUUACAGGACCAGCUUCUCCUACCAGUCCUGACAAAAAAGCUAAACGGCAUGAAGUAGUGAGUGACCCAACUCCUUUUGGUUUAAGAGGUUGGGCCAAAACCUCUCAUUCUCUUGAUGCAUCUGAAGAAAAUGACGGCUGGUCUAGUGCUGAAGAUCCACUGAAUUCAUCAGAUGCAGAGGAAGAAGGAGGAGGAGGAGGCGGAGAGAUGAAGCUGACUCCUGGUAAAUAUACAGUUGUGACUGAUUAUGAGAAAGGAGUUUCUGAAGAAUUUACAGUGAAAAGUGGAGAUCUGGUUCAACUGAUUCGUGAAGGAGAGGAUGGACAUUGGUAUGUGAAGAACCUGAGCUCUGGUAGAGAAGGCUGGAUCCCAGCAAACAAUCUCCUGAUGCUCAUAGGCAAUUCAAAAUCAGCUCAAUCUUUAAGCAGCUCUGAAUCAGGCACUGCCUCCAGCACUUUGAGCACAUCCUCAAGUUGCAGUGAUAGCUGCAAUGCCAGCAGCACCAGCGUCUCAGACAUUAAGGGCUAACAGUAAAUUUUUGCCUCAACUCCAUCGAAAGAAACUUCAGAGGUUGUGAUUUUGUGCACAGUGGAUUCCAGUGGAGAAGUACCAGUUCUGUGUCGCCAGCUUUGAGUAUUUCCACUGAUGAUUUUUACAGGUUCUCCCAGAAGAUCCCAAGGAAAAGUGAAUGGAAUGUGAAUAAAAUGUAAAUAAAAUUAAACAAUUUGAAAUAGGGUCUUGUAAAGGCUUGUGCUCUGAAGUCUAAAGCUGCAGAGCUGUUAGCAUAAAACACAUUUUCUUAUUCUGAACUGUUUAAUUCCAUAACAGCCAGAAUCUGAGUGUGAGCAAACAAGAUGUGUUCAGUGCUAAAUCCUCAUUGUAAACUAAUAACAGAAAUCACUGUGCAGGACAGGUAUGAGGAAAAUAAAUCUGAGUUUACAAUUUCUCCUCCCACAAAACAGCCCUUUCUCCAAGGAUGUACCUCAGUCAUUGCAGUGAGUGGGACUCUUAGCACAACCAGGAAGGAGGUUUGGUUCAGCCUUUUUUCUUCUCUGGGCUCUUCAGGAUAUUCUUCUAUUCCCUGGAUACAGGGAAUACAGACAUGACCAAUUCACUGACCACAGCAGUAUCAAAAGAAAAUAUUAUUUUAUCCUUUUCAACCUUUUAAUAAUGUGUGCAAUGAAAUAGCUCUUUUCUGAGGUAUUUUGGCCUCACAACCAAAUUCUUUCCAAGAUCACUGUGUUUACAUAGCCUUGGCAAUUUAGUAGUAUCUUUUUCCUUAUGUAGGUGCACAAUGAAACACAAAUGUCCUUAUUCACUAAAUUAUUUGUUAAUUAAAUGCUAAUUGCAUUGUUACCUCUAGUUCUCACAAUUAACAUGCAGUUACAUGCAGAGAGAACUAUUGUGGCUAUACUGUGGGUCAAGAGCCUUCUUUCAGAUAGAUCUAUGAGCGCUGGAAACCAGAUGCAAUUUUAGUUAGUAGUGUUUGUUGAAGAUUUUUUCAAAGAGAAAAACACUUUUUUUUUUUAAUAAAAGUAAAAACCCAAACAACACCUUUAUUAGAGAAGAGUCAGACUUAUGCUACAGACAAGUAUUUUAAUUUUUUUAAAGGAAGGGGAGUGCUAAACUUGCCAUUUUUCAAGGUGUGAUAUAAGCCAAUAUUGUAAAUUUUCACCUUGUCAGACUUUCUUGACCCAACAUCCUUACAAACAGUCCAAAACUGUGUGUAUGUAUGGAAAACUAUAUCAACUUCUGUCCAUCAAUCAAAUAUUUUUAAGGGAUUCAUGUAUUGUAUUACUGAAAAUAGUGUGGACAUUUAAAAGAGCCUAAGUAUUCAGCACCAUUAAGCACAGCAGAUUGUUUGUGAGAACUGCUGUUAAGUCCUCAGCCCCUCUGACAGCCAAGCCCUGAAGUCUACCAUUAUGCCAGAAUUUCAUAUUUUAGAGGCUGCAGCUAAGGAAACUUCAACAUAAAGUACUCUAAAGGAUUAUCUUACCCCUGGGUUGCAAAAACAGCCCGACCCCAGAUGCAAUCAAAAUGCAACUGACCAUGGGCAGUACAAAUUGAAACAUAUAUAUACACACACAUGUAUUUAUGCACAUAUAAAUGUGCAUCUAUGUUUUUGUGUUUAUAUAUAUGUGUGUGUAGAUAUGUAUAUGUGUGUAGAUAUAAUGUAUCAAUGUAAAAGAUGUAUUUAUAGUCCUCAUGCUGCUGAAUGUGUCACUUUACAAUUCAUAAAGACUUGGGUUUCUUGCAAUACUGCAAUAUAAAGACUGAUCAGGGUUUUACUUCAGGCAUCUUUUCCAACACAGAUAUCCUCUGAUCUUUGUUUAAUUAUCCCAUAUAAUACUGUGCUGACCUGGAAUAUUUAGUCUGAUAUUUAACAAUGGAAUGGCAACAUGAGAUUCAGCUUAUAUUCAUCUACAUAAGUUAUUUUGUAAAUUAUCUGUAACAUAAUUUACUUAUAUAUUGCUGUCAUUGCUAGGACGGGACUGUCCUUUCUUUGCUCACCAUGGCCUCAUUUGUGUUAUUUCAAUGGUUUUCUCCACAUCAUUGCACUUUAAAAAAACCCAUUUCACCAUUUCCUUUUUUACUGCUGUUGUGAAUUAGAAGUUCAAAGUCAAAGGUCUCUAUUGUAAUUACAAAAAUUUGAAUAAAUUUCAGCACUUCCUGCUGAA